Molecule: messenger RNA, 1128 nt
Organism: Bipolaris oryzae ATCC 44560
Lineage: Eukaryota; Fungi; Ascomycota; Dothideomycetes; Pleosporales; Pleosporaceae
Exons: 2
Coding region: 1-1128 (375 amino acids)
Source: RefSeq, a predicted model, not a curated record
AUGCUAGCCGAUUCGAUCCAGAGAUUCUGCACAAAUAAGACUUGUGGCGUGUGCAAAAAUCAUGCGGAAUGCUUUUGCUCAGAUAUACAACCUUACCCAGAAAUUGUCUCAAAUCAGCGUCUUUGGUCAGCCGGUUUGCAAUAUGCCCAUUAUAUCCAGCUAUUGAGGCACAGUAUUGUAAUCAAGAUGCCUUUAGUGCGGUACAAUAGUCUUUGUAGAGAAGAGCGAAACUCCCGCAACGUACCCUUUCCAGCUCAAACAGUCAUCGCCAUAUUGCCUUUGUCACCGCGGAGCCAUGAAUAUGCACUUUUUGAGAUUUUGCUUCAACAGAUAUCUGCCGUGAGUUAUGUACGUUUGUCGGGGAAACCUCACCUUCUGCAAGACGAUAUGAUCGGGGCCAGCCCGGCAGAACUAGGAGCCUACACUGUUCACGAUACCCAUCCCAGUAGUGGUCCAGAUCCUAUCGGAAAGAUCAUACCUGGUUGGGUUGACCAGAACUGGCUUAGGAAAUGUAUCAAGAUUAAAUCUCGCAGCGCCACCCUCCUAACGGAAAAGUGCCAUUGCGAGAAUGGAGGUUUUCCUACUACAACAUGUAUUGGCAUCGAAGCGCAAUUUCCGCUACCAAGCCAUCACCAAGAUCAUUUUUCAGUUACAGUUUCUUUCCGAGAUGUUAGUGGUACAAUGUUAUCUGGAACGAUCAUUUUGGGAGAUUCCGUUACUCAAAUGGAGUUGCGUGAGAUAAGGCUGUCCGAUGGCCCAAACGUCGAUCAUCCAUAUUUUCUGAAGCGAGAUAAUCAGACUCAACGUUGUAUGAGAGUCUCUGCCCCAAUACCCAACACAGGAGAUUUCAUUGACGUUACUCUCCGCAAGUUCCCAGUCAUCGAAGUUGAGUUCUCAAUGGGAGAAAAUUUCAAAAAGUCUUCGCGAAAUAAUGCCGCAACUAGUAUCUGGGGUGGUGAAUUAGGUAUCUUAAAACACCAAUAUCGUUUAGAUAUUCAUCGUUCGUCGGAAGAAAUAGACAACCGGCCCAGCACCUCAAACAACCUAUCAGCACCUGACUCUUCACGGUCGACCAGCAUUAGCACGAACUUUAGAGAGUUUAUAUAUUCCUCCGUAUCGUUGGGCUAA